Molecule: messenger RNA, 1155 nt
Organism: Dictyostelium purpureum
Lineage: Eukaryota; Evosea; Eumycetozoa; Dictyosteliales; Dictyosteliaceae
Exons: 4
Coding region: 1-1155 (384 amino acids)
Biological process (GO): phospholipid biosynthetic process
Cellular component (GO): membrane
Molecular function (GO): phosphotransferase activity, for other substituted phosphate groups
Source: RefSeq, a predicted model, not a curated record
AUGGGUGUUUAUGUUAGCCAAAGGGCCAGAGACAACAUUAAAAAAUAUAAAUACUCUGGAUGUGACUCAUCUUUUAUUUCAAUAUAUAUUAUGACUCCAUUUUGGAAUUGGUUUGUUAAUUUAUUACCAAAAUCAUUUGCACCAAAUCUAGUUACUUUGUUUGGAUUUAUUUCAAUUAUUGUUAGUUAUUUAGUUACAUUAUAUUAUAUGCCACAAAUGAGCGGAGAAGCACCAAAAUGGUUAUAUUUAUUCAAUGCAUUUUGUAUUUUCAUUUAUCAAACAAUGGAUGCAGUUGAUGGCAAGCAAGCAAGAAGGGUUAACGCUAGUUCAGGCUUAGGUGAAUUAUUUGACCAUGGAUGUGAUGCAAUGAUCACUUUUCUCGUUAUGCAAACAUUCCAAUCAUCAAUUCAAGUAGGCUGCAACCAAAUCUCUUUCUUUACCACUCUUUUCAUUAUGUUGGUUUUUUUCACCGCUCAAUGGGAACAAUAUCACACAGGUAUAAUGAAUUUAGGUUAUUUCGGACCAACAGAAUCGCAAUUUGGUAUGAUGACAGGUCAUAUUUUAACAUACUUUUUCGGCCCAGAGUUUUGGUCUCGUACAAUCAAUAUUUUAAAUUUUAAUAUUCAGAUUAAUCACUUUGUAUUAAUAUUAAUUAUUGCUGGUGGAGUUGGUACAAUAUUUUUAAAUAUUUAUGCAAUUUGUAAAAGAGGAAAUAAUAGUGUAGUUUCAAGCUUUAUCGAUUUAUUGCCAAUUAUCUCUUUAAUUAUAUUUUCAGUUUAUUGGGGUCAAAAUUCAACAGUUAAUAUUCUCGAAACAGAGGGAGCACAUUAUUUUAUGGCCUCAUUUGGUAUUUUAGCCGCUUUUAUUACUGGUAAAUUAAUUUUGGCUAGAAUUUGCAUGGAUAAACUAUCACCUAUACAAACCAUUAUGGUACCACUUAUUUUUGUAUUUUUAAAUAUUUAUAAAUUUAAUGGAACACUUUUCGAUGAAAUAUUAUUUAGCAAGAUUUAUUUUUAUUCUAUUUUUGUAUUGUAUAUUCAUUUUGCAUAUGAUGUUGUUACUUCUUUAACAGAAGUUUUAGAUAUUUAUUGUUUCAAGCUUAAGCCACACACACAAUCUUCAAAUCCUCAAUCAUCAUCAAAAAAAACCAAAUAA